GCGGCUGUGCGCAGGCGCGGCGGUCGCGCGGCGGUCGGUCGGUGGAGCAGCCGGCAGCCAUUGUCGCCGCGGCCGCAGAGCGGUUCCCUCACGGCCAGCGAGACUCGCCGCUCCGCGACGCAUCACCCUUAAGAUGAGUGGCUGCCGUGUCUUUGUUGGGCACUUGAGCUCACGUGCUCGUGAACGGGAUGUGGAGAAGUUCUUCAAGGGAUAUGGUCGCAUACGAGAAAUCCAUCUGAAAAAUGGAUUUGGGUUUGUGGAAUUUGAAGACCACAGGGAUGCUGAUGAUGCAAUUUAUGAACUAAAUGGUAAAGAGCUGUGUGAUGAAAGGGUCACAAUUGAACAUGCUCGAGCCCGAAGAGGAAGGGGAAGAUUCUCGCAACGGUUCAGUUACUACCAGUCGCAGAGUGGAUCUAGCCGGUAUGGGCCCCCUGUUCGUACUGAACACAGGAUCAUUGUUGAAAACCUUUCAUCCCGUAUCAGCUGGCAGGACUUGAAAGAUGUCAUGAGAAAGGCAGGGGAGGUCACCUAUGUUGAUGCACACAGAAACAACAGGAAUGAAGGGGUUGUGGAGUUUGCAUCUUACAGUGACAUGAAGAGUGCACUGGAAAAACUGGAUGGCACUGAGCUGAAUGGACGCAGAAUUAAACUGACUGAAGACCACAGAAGGCAUCGAAGCAGAUCUCGAUCAAGGAGUUACUCAAGAUCUCGCAGCAGGUCCAGGUCUACAGGAUCCUCCAGAUCGGACAGCCGGUCCCGCUCCCGGUCAAGGUCCCGGUCCAGGUCCAGGUCUCGCUCUCGAUCCCGAUCUCGCUCUCGAUCCCGCUCUCGUUCUCGCAGUCGUACUCCUAAAAAGAGUUACUCCCACAAAAGCCACCGCUCCAGCUUGAUAGCUUCUUCCCCCUCUCCCUCUUCUUCUAAAAGAAAAUCUCGUUCUAGGUCGAGCUCUGCUCAUAGCCGUAGUUAACCUGCUUUGAGAGAUGUAUUAAUUAAUUUGAUUCAAGUUUCUUCAAGACUUGAGAUGAGUUAUAUGUGAGAUCUGGGAGGGGAAGAGUUAACAUGAUGAAAGGGUGACCUCCUCUUACAUUGCCAAAGUGCCUGUCAUCAAAUAGGCCAUCUCUGUGAGGAGGGGCUGGCUGUCAGCUUUCUUCUUUCAGUGAAGUCUGGAGUGGGAAGUCUUUUUUAUUUUUUUCCCUGCUAUUAGUAAACAUUUCUAUCAUAGAUAUAUUAUGUACACAUAAUGCUGAGGUAAUGGGAUGAGACAAUACGCUGCUUUCUCCCUCUCUUGCCCCUACUUUCCCCUCCACCUCCAAGGCCUUUGACUUCCAAAAUACUAUGUUAGCUUUUGUCCUUGGUAUUAAGUCUGAGAACAGGAAGUAUAGAUUUAAUUCCUUUAAGGUUCUGUGGCUACUUUUCUGUGCGAGAAUGAAUGGACCAGAUAAAAUUAGUUUAGAGUUCCCCUUUUUCCCUGUUGCUUGGCUUAACAGGCUGUUUAAGUUCCAGCUUUACAUGACCUUGACAAUAUGCUUAAUUUGCAAAAGACUUUCAGGAAUACACAUUGGUUAGUUGAAUAUCGCUCACUUGGAUAAUGGAUUAAUACAAUGUUAAGCAGUAAUGAAAGCUGGAAUUUUCUGUUAAAAUGAGACAUACCAUCCAGAUGUCAGGUUUAUUGGGAAUCCAUUAUAAUAAUUUUACAGUAAUUCACUAGUAUGUGGUAUUGUAUGUAUAGGCCUUAUUUGACAGGUGACUUCAUAAAACUGCACAGAAAUGUCAAUAUGCAUGUCCAUGUUUUUGAUGUUUAUAAAAGUGACAUAGCUUUCAUACCCAAAAGUGUGAUACUAAAUAACAUGUGUAUGACUAGCAAUAGUCUUGAUGGAAAGGAAGGUUAUUUUAGUAAUGAGAGCAGCAAAAAAAUUUCCCAGGAAAAGUGUAGUCAAAAUCUCCGGAAUGCACAGUUGUUUUGAUUAAUAGAAAUUUCCACUGCAAAUACUGUUGUUCUUACAAUUUGGAAUUAGAUAAUUUUUUUUUUUAACUUCUGUAUUGUCAAAGAAGGGAAACAUUUUUGGAAGAAAUAUGUAAAUUAAUCCCAAAGUCUUACAUGUAUUUAAAUGUACCAUUCCUAAUAAAAUCAAUCCUUUUUCUGGCUUA
Messenger RNA from Onychostruthus taczanowskii (white-rumped snowfinch), 2148 nucleotides. Its product is annotated as serine/arginine-rich splicing factor 5-like. The record is from RefSeq and is a predicted model, not a curated record. Gene Ontology annotation, molecular function: mRNA binding. The transcript has 8 exons. The coding region runs from base 134 to 967 and encodes 277 amino acids. NCBI's taxonomy places the organism in Eukaryota, Metazoa, Chordata, Aves, Passeriformes, Passeridae. Gene Ontology annotation, cellular component: ribonucleoprotein complex; nucleus; cytoplasm.